GCUGGAAAAGGCUGAUCCUCUGACAACUGGAAUCGCCUCCGCGGAGCGGAGCGUUGGGGUGGCUGUUCCGCCUGUGGAGCGUCCGGAGGCGCACGGCAGGCGCUCGCAGGGUGCCGCCGGCCGAGGGGAGCGGCAGCGUGCGCUGACACAAACAGAACCGGCCAAGUCGCCUCAGGAGAAGCCGCCGGGACCCGCGGAGGCGCCGCGGCCUCCGCCCUACGCCGCACCUUCGCCCCCGCGAGCCGGACCCGAGCAGCGGCCGCGGGGCUUCGCGGACCUGCCCGAGGCGUCCGGCGGAAGGAGCGUCCGGCGGAAGGAGACUUCUCCUCACGGGCCGGCCCCGGCACCCGCGCGCCGCGGAGGGAUCGGCGGGCGCGGGGCAGAUGCCAGCGCGGGGCGGCGCUCGCCGCCAUUUCCGGCCGGCGGGCCGAGGCUGAGCUGCCGCCAUGCCGAUGAAGGGCCGGUUCCCCAUCAGGCGGACGCUGCAGUAUCUCAGCCAGGGCGACAUCAUCUUCAAGAGCUCGGUGAAGGUGAUGACGGUGAACUACAACACGGCGGGGGAGCUGAGCGAGGGGGCGAGAUCCAGUACAAGAACCCCUGGGUGCAGAUCAUGCUCUUCAGGAACAUGACCCCCUCGCCCUUCCUCCGCUUCUACCUGGACAGUGGAGAACAAGUUUUAGUUGACGUGGAAGAUAAAACCAACAAAGAAAUAACUGAGCACGUUAAAAAAAUCUUGGGGAAAAGCAAAGAAACACUCGAAAAAGAGGAAAAAGAAAGGAAAAAACUGUCACAUCCAGCAACUUUUGGGCCUAAGAAGUAUCACCUGCGAGAAUGCAUGUGUGAAAUUGAAGGCCAAGUUCCCUGCCCUGCUUUUGUGCCACUGCCCAAAGAGAUGAGGGGAAAAUACAAAGCCGCUAUGAAAAAUGAAGCAUCUGCCUGACAUCUCACAUCAUGCAGCUGUUUUUCCUCAGGGCCAGAUCAUCAGGUACUUCAGUGAGACACAAGAGUUCACAGCUCCUGGAAACAGGAACAAGCAGGUUCAUAUAAUACAGAAAACUUUAUCUCAUAAAUUAUUCUAGCUGUAAGAAGACUUCAGUGAAAAAAUAAAGAAAAGUUAAAAACA
This is a messenger RNA of Chroicocephalus ridibundus (black-headed gull), 1123 nucleotides long. RefSeq names its product mitochondrial ribosomal protein S25 (gene MRPS25). Gene Ontology annotation, molecular function: structural constituent of ribosome. The record is from RefSeq and is a predicted model, not a curated record. NCBI's taxonomy places the organism in Eukaryota, Metazoa, Chordata, Aves, Charadriiformes, Laridae. Bases 611 to 940 code for a protein of 109 amino acids. Gene Ontology annotation, cellular component: mitochondrion. The transcript is spliced from 4 exons.